UAUGUUUUCAUUUAGCAGCGCGCGGGAAGAACCGGAAGAGCCGCAUCCUUAUUUCUUGAUUGUAAUUUAUAUAUUUUGUGAUUAACGGUUGAAAAGUAACUUAAAUUCGAUCAUUCGUUAGUGAAAGUUGUGCAAGAUUGUCCCACGUUCCUGAAGGCUCUGCUAUGGCAAUCAAUAUCGAACUGGCGCGUGCCGAUGUGGAGACGAGUCUCGAGAAUCCACCGAAGCUGCACUAUAUUCCGGCCUCGAUCGGAGGCGAUGGACCAGCCAAAGUGCAAGAGUAUUUUGAUUCCUAUACCGCAGAACAGGAGGACAAAACUCUUCUGAAUGCGCUGCGAGGAUACCCGUUGCGUGGAAAACCAUUCACCCUGCCAGAAGGAUGCAAGGGAGUGAUAUUCCAGGAGACGCAGAAACCACUUUCGGCCGAUGAUGAACGUAGCUUUAGUUUUGCCGGUGCCUUCGACCGGUUCACCUACUGGAAUUACGACAAAAUACCAUCGAAAAACGAUCCUCUGGAAAAGGCCCUGAAUUGGAUGGAACUUGCAGCGGUGCUUCAUGCGCCACUAAGCGAUACUAAUGUUAAGGAGGAGAUGGUGAUUAAAAAUGAAAAAUAAACACAUCUAUUGUGUCUGUAAUAUAA
Messenger RNA from Uranotaenia lowii, 640 nucleotides. Its product is annotated as ribonuclease H2 subunit C. The transcript is spliced from 2 exons. NCBI's taxonomy places the organism in Eukaryota, Metazoa, Arthropoda, Insecta, Diptera, Culicidae. Gene Ontology annotation, cellular component: ribonuclease H2 complex. Gene Ontology annotation, biological process: RNA catabolic process. The record is from RefSeq and is a predicted model, not a curated record. The coding region runs from base 165 to 614 and encodes 149 amino acids.